This is a messenger RNA of Eutrema salsugineum, 791 nucleotides long. Its product is annotated as ras-related protein RABA4d. The transcript is spliced from 2 exons. Gene Ontology annotation, molecular function: GTP binding; GTPase activity. Lineage: Eukaryota; Viridiplantae; Streptophyta; Magnoliopsida; Brassicales; Brassicaceae. Gene Ontology annotation, cellular component: endosome. The coding region runs from base 123 to 791 and encodes 222 amino acids. The record is from RefSeq and is a predicted model, not a curated record.
AUACAAUACGAAUCCGAGACUCUUCGCGUGGAUCUGCUUGAGAGGAGCUUUUCGAAUUCGUGAUCUCGAAAUUUCAGAGUGUUUAUAUACCCGUUUGUGUUUCUGAACGAGGCGAACGAACCAUGUCUAAUUUGUAUGGAGAUUACAACCAAAAGAUCGAUUACGUCUUUAAAGUCGUGCUGAUCGGUGAUUCCGCGGUUGGAAAGACUCAGCUGCUUGCUCGGUUCGCUAGGAACGAGUUUAGCGUCGAUUCUAAAGCAACAAUCGGUGUAGAGUUCCAGACGAAAACGCUCGUCAUCGAUAACAAAACCGUCAAAGCUCAGAUUUGGGAUACGGCUGGCCAAGAAAGAUACCGGGCGGUGACAAGCGCAUACUACCGUGGAGCUGUUGGGGCAAUGUUGGUCUAUGACAUGACGAAACGCCAAUCCUUCGAUCACAUGGCUAAAUGGCUGGAAGAGUUAAGAGGACAUGCGGACAAAAACAUAGUGAUUAUGCUGAUUGGAAACAAAUGUGAUCUUGGAAGCCUAAGAGCAGUGCCAACAGAAGACGCACAAGAGUUUGCACAAAGAGAAAACUUGUUCUUCAUGGAAACAUCUGCACUCGAAGCCACCAAUGUUGAAACCGCGUUUUUGACUAUCUUAACAGAGAUUUAUCGUAUAAUCAGCAAGAAAUCACUAACAGCUGAUGAUGAUGACGCCGAUGGGAAUUCAAGUCUCUUAAAGGGCACUAGGAUUAUCAUUCCGAGCGAGCAGGAGAGUGGUAAAAGAGGUGGAUGUUGCGGCAAAUCGUAA